AUGGAGGUGGCCACGGACCAGCCUCGCUGGAUGGCCCACCACGCCGUGCUCAACGGACAGCACCCUGAGAGCCACCAUCCCGGACUGGCUCACAACUACAUGGAACCAGCGCAGCUCCUACCUCCAGACGAAGUCGACGUCUUCUUCAACCACCUGGACUCCCAGGGCAACCCCUACUAUGCCAAUUCCGCCCAUGCCAGGGCCAGGGUCUCCUACAGCCAGGCACACGCCCGCCUGACCGGGAGUCAAAUGUGCCGGCCUCAUCUUAUACACAGUCCCGGGAUCCCUUGGCUGGACAGCAGCAAGGCGGCACUGUCUGCCCAUCACCACAACCCCUGGACCGUCAACCCCUUCACCAAGACACCUCUGCAUCCUUCGGCGGCCGGGGCGCCGGGCGCCAUCUCCGUGUACCCUGGCAGCAGCACGUCCAGCACCGCCUCUGUGUCUUCGCUAACCCCCGCCUCGCAUUCCGGAUCCCACCUCUUCGGCUUCCCCCCGACCCCUCCCAAGGAAGUGUCUCCGGACCCCAACUCCACCAGCGCUGCCUCCCCUUCGUCCUCCACCGGGGCCCGGCAGGAGGACAAAGACAGCAUCAAGUACCAAGUGUCACUUUCGGAGGGGAUGAAGAUGGAGAGUGCCAGCCCACUCAGAAGCAGCCUCACCAGCAUGGGGGCUCAGCCUUCCACACACCACCCCAUCCCCACCUACCCUUCCUACGUUCCAGCCGCCCACGACUACAGCAGCAGCCUCUUUCACCCCGGCAGCUUCCUGGGGGGACCCGCGUCCAGCUUCACCCCCAAGCCACGGAGCAAGGCCAGGUCCUGUUCGGAAGGCAGAGAGUGUGUGAACUGUGGAGCAACUGCUACCCCUCUCUGGAGAAGAGACGGCACUGGGCAUUACCUGUGUAACGCCUGCGGGCUCUACCACAAAAUGAAUGGUCAAAACCGACCUCUCAUUAAACCCAAGCGAAGGCUGUCAGCGGCGAGGAGAGCAGGGACUUGUUGUGCCAACUGUCAGACAACCACCACGACCUUAUGGCGACGUAAUGCAAACGGGGACCCGGUUUGUAAUGCCUGCGGACUCUACUAUAAACUGCACAAUGUGAACAGGCCUCUGACCAUGAAAAAGGAAGGAAUUCAGACCAGGAAUAGGAAAAUGUCCAACAAAUCAAAGAAAAGCAAGAAAGGCUCUGAGUGUUUUGAGGAACUGUCCAAGUGCAUGCAGGAGAAAUCGUCUCCCUUCAGUGCUGCUGCCCUCGCUAGCCACAUGGCGCCCAUGGGGCAUUUGCCACCUUUCAGCCACUCUGGACACAUCCUACCAACACCUACCCCCAUCCACCCAUCUUCCAGCAUCUCAUUUGGACAUCCACAUCCAUCCAGCAUGGUUACAGCCAUGGGAUAAAACAUGAUGACCAAGAGGCCCACCCAGAGAUUGAGAGCAUGGGGUUUGCCUAAGGUGAUGCCAAGUAAAAUAUUCUGCCAAAAGGAGAAUGUAGGGAUCUUUGCUCCCAUGUGGUUUAACUCUUAAUGCUGGACUGCAACCUUGCAAAUGACGGGUCUUCUGCAGAAAUGUGUAGUGGUGCCUGUAAUGCACUUUGCCCCCUCAGGUAUAAGAAAAAUGAACUCACCUGUUUGAUACUUAAUGGUCCAGCAGGAAGCAAAAGGUGGCAGAAGCUGAAGGAAAAGGCUCGGAACUGGCUUUCCUUUCUCUCUUUGUUAUUACUGUGAAUAUUGUAAAGAGAUAUAAGCAGCCUCCCGGGAUGGAAUCGGCUCCCUUGAAGCCAGACAUGCUGGAUUUCUAUCAUGAACUUU
Dryobates pubescens (Downy woodpecker) is the source of this 1811-nucleotide messenger RNA. It is a transcript of the gene GATA2, whose product is annotated as GATA binding protein 2. Bases 1 to 1401 code for a protein of 466 amino acids. The transcript has 5 exons. The record is from RefSeq and is a predicted model, not a curated record. Lineage: Eukaryota; Metazoa; Chordata; Aves; Piciformes; Picidae. Gene Ontology annotation, biological process: negative regulation of transcription by RNA polymerase II; cell fate commitment; positive regulation of miRNA transcription. Gene Ontology annotation, molecular function: DNA-binding transcription factor activity, RNA polymerase II-specific; RNA polymerase II cis-regulatory region sequence-specific DNA binding; zinc ion binding. Gene Ontology annotation, cellular component: nucleus.